AUGAUCGACAAGCGGCAGUGCCGGCGCAACAAUCGGGAGUCCUUUGUCGCGGCCAUCGCGGAGUGGCGCGCUGAGCUGCAGGAGCGCGCCGCGCGCGCCCCCCUCUCCUCCCUCCCCUCCUCGUCCGUCCCCGCGCGGAGAGAGGCGCGCGGCUCCGGCCCGCUGCCGCUCGCGCGCGAGGCGUCCGCCGAGGACGCUGUCCGCCGCUCCCUCGCCGCCGAGGGGGCGUGCGGCGGGCAGCAGCAGGGCUCGGCCGCGGAGAAGCGGCGCGUGCUCGUCGUCGCGCGCAAGCGGCCUCUCUUCGAGCACGAGGCGUGUAAUCUCCUGUAA
Emiliania huxleyi CCMP1516 is the source of this 330-nucleotide messenger RNA. RefSeq lists its product as hypothetical. The transcript has a single exon. NCBI's taxonomy places the organism in Eukaryota, Haptophyta, Isochrysidales, Noelaerhabdaceae. The coding region runs from base 1 to 330 and encodes 109 amino acids. The record is from RefSeq and is a predicted model, not a curated record.